Molecule: messenger RNA, 330 nt
Organism: Dracunculus medinensis (Guinea worm)
Lineage: Eukaryota; Metazoa; Nematoda; Chromadorea; Rhabditida; Dracunculidae
Source: the annotation of a GenBank genome assembly
AUGGCCUUAGCUAUCGAUUCAAUUUCACUUGCCGAACUUCUUUCUUCAAAUGAACCAUUUAAAAAGGUAUUAGUUGUUGAUUGUCGAUCAUUUUUCAAUUAUAAUAAAUCACAUAUACGCCGUGCAAUAAAUGCAUUUUAUUCCAAAAUGAUGAGGAGAAGGUUAUUUGAUAGUAAAGUUAGUCGCUUUUUUGGAGAAUCAUAUUCAUCUAAUUUUUUAGUAAUUGAUUUAUUAGCACCAAGAGUGCAAGUUGAAUCUUUGCCUCUCAACGGUGAUUUGGACCACGAUCCACUCGUGUCUUAUGACCCUAAGACAGUUGGACAGUCUUAA